Mucor velutinosus is the source of this 924-nucleotide messenger RNA. RefSeq lists its product as uncharacterized. Bases 1 to 924 code for a protein of 307 amino acids. Lineage: Eukaryota; Fungi; Mucoromycota; Mucoromycetes; Mucorales; Mucoraceae. The transcript is spliced from 2 exons. The record is from RefSeq and is a predicted model, not a curated record. Gene Ontology annotation, molecular function: actin filament binding. Gene Ontology annotation, cellular component: cytoskeleton.
AUGUCACCUCCCAUCACUGAAAAUAAGCAAGAACAAGAUGACUUGAAUCUGGAGAUGCACCGUAAAAGCUCUAUUUUCCUUCGUUCGAAAAAGAAGAUCAUCUUGACCGGAUCAGAAACAGAAGAAGAAGCCAGAGCAGCCGAGAAGCAAGCAGUGAUUAUUCCAUCCAUGCCGACAUUCAAAGAUGUUCAUGCUCAAAGAGUCCACAUGAAACAAAAAUUAGCCGCUGGAUUCCGAUUAUUAGCCAAGUUUGGGUGGGAUGAAGGUGUAGCAGGCCAUAUGACAUUCCGUGACCCUGAACAUCCUGAUCUCUUUUGGGUGAAUGCAUUUGGACAAUACUUUGGUCAUAUCAAGGCGAGCGAUUUGAUUCUUGUGGAUCAUUCUGGUGCAAUCGUACGUGGUCAAUAUACGGUCAACAAGGCAGCCUUUGUCAUUCAUGCAGCUGUUCAUGAAGCUAGACCUGAUGUUACUUGCGCUGUCCAUACCCAUUCCAUUUACGGCAGAACCUUCUCCACCUUUGGACGUAAAUUGUUGCCCAUUUCUCAAGACGCUUGUGCGUUUUUCGAGUCUCAUGGCGUCUACGAAGACUUUGGAGGUGUUGUGUUUGAUCAAGAAGAAGGCCAACGAUUAGUCAAGGCACUGGGCUCCACCAACAAAUCACUCAUCUUGCAAAACCACGGUUUAUUGACGACAGGUAAAACCAUCGAUGAGGCAAUUUGGGCCUUUAUUUCCAUGGAAAGAUCAUGCCACUCUCAAUUGAUGGCUGAAGCAGCUCAUCCCAAUGGCUACAAGGGCCUCACUUUGAUUGCAGAUGAUGUCGCCAGACAGACGUACCAUACUAUUGGCGAUCCCAAGGCUGGUUAUGCCCAAUUCCAACCCAUGUACAACAUGAUUAUCAAAGAGCAACCCGACUGUCUUGAAUAA